AUGAAUUCCUUGUCUCUGGGGUGUCCAACUCUCUCUAGCCCGCUCGGUGCCCAGCGGCUAAGGCAGCCGUGGGAGAGACUGGGAACUGGGCGUCGCGAUUUUCCCGCCGGCAGCGCGCGGGAGUGCGCGGAGUGGGCGCGCAGUGGGCACCCCUGGCGUUCUGCGCGCCUGCUGACGCUCGCCGCGCGAGCACCAGGAGGGGGAGACUCGGACUCGCUUAUCCCCAGCUGUGCUCACUUCAAACUGCCCGGGCUGGGGGAGUUGAGAGCGCGCAGACAGGACGAGAAAACUUCUCCUCCACCUAGAAAGUUUCACCUUGGCCGGGGCGGGGGAGGGGCGGGAGGAAACGCGACCCCCGCGGGGACUGGCGCGCGCGCGGGUGAGAAGGGGCGGAGGGAGCGCGGCCGGCUGACGGACCCGGCGCUCGGCUCGGCCCCGCCGCAGGUGACCCGGACGCUCUCGCAGCCCGGAGCGCCACGAGCGCUUUGUGACCAGAUGCGGAACCCAGCGGAGGGCGCAAGCCAGAUGCGGGGCGACAGCUGACUUGCGGCGGCGAGGCGCGGAGCACGCGGGUGGUCUCUGCGCGACUGACGGCUCCGCGGUUCUCGGACACCGCAAGGUAAAGCUACGGCUCGCUUCGGACCCCGCACCCCACCCUUCGGCCCCAGCGUUCUGCUCUUUGUUCCCC
This is a messenger RNA of Odobenus rosmarus divergens (Pacific walrus), 688 nucleotides long. RefSeq lists its product as uncharacterized. The transcript is spliced from 2 exons. The coding region runs from base 1 to 543 and encodes 180 amino acids. The record is from RefSeq and is a predicted model, not a curated record. Lineage: Eukaryota; Metazoa; Chordata; Mammalia; Carnivora; Odobenidae.